AUGUUCCGUGGUGGUCCAAUGUGGAUUUUACUAGAUAGUGGGAGUGAUGACAACUUUGUUUCGGCAAAGUUUGUUGCGGAGCAUAGCCUGGUCACAUGUGGAGUUCCUCCAUACACGGUGGAAGGUGCAGCUACCUCUGCUCAACAUAUCAAUGCUUGUGUAGAAGGGUUGAAAGUGUUGGUUGACAAGACCACACUUGUGGAGAUUUUUUAUCUUGCGGAUAUCCAUCGUAUGGAUCUCAUUCUUGGGAUGUCAUGGUUGGUGAAGGUGGAUCCGGAGAUCAAGUGGAGCAUUAAUCGUGUUUUGUUAGAAUAUGGUGGUGUUAAAGAUGUGUGGUUUGAAGAGGGAGUUCAACCUUUAAUUGUUACACUCUCCACUACAUCUUUGAAGUGA
This is a messenger RNA of Selaginella moellendorffii, 393 nucleotides long. RefSeq lists its product as uncharacterized. Bases 1 to 393 code for a protein of 130 amino acids. NCBI's taxonomy places the organism in Eukaryota, Viridiplantae, Streptophyta, Lycopodiopsida, Selaginellales, Selaginellaceae. The transcript has a single exon. The record is from RefSeq and is a predicted model, not a curated record.